Messenger RNA from Solea solea (common sole), 6385 nucleotides. It is a transcript of the gene ltk, whose product is annotated as leukocyte receptor tyrosine kinase. Gene Ontology annotation, molecular function: transmembrane receptor protein tyrosine kinase activity; ATP binding; protein binding. Gene Ontology annotation, biological process: regulation of neuron differentiation; multicellular organism development; cell surface receptor protein tyrosine kinase signaling pathway. Lineage: Eukaryota; Metazoa; Chordata; Actinopteri; Pleuronectiformes; Soleidae. Gene Ontology annotation, cellular component: signaling receptor complex; membrane. The record is from RefSeq and is a predicted model, not a curated record. Bases 197 to 4762 code for a protein of 1521 amino acids. The transcript is spliced from 29 exons.
AACUUGGAGAAAACAACUUGACUGACCGGAGGAGCGUGCGUUUCUCUCUCAGUGGUGUGUGUGUGUUUCAUCUCUGUGAGCAUCAGCAGCCUGUUUGUCUCCUCAUCGUGUCCAUGAGGACCUGAAAGAGGUUCCACACACACACACACACACACACACGGACACUGUGUGGAGCAGCCGAGGGGGAAAAAAAGCAAUGGAUUAUAUCAGAAACCAACAUCUCUCCAUCGUCUUUCUGAUAGUCAGCAGUACCUGUCAUGCCCUUUUGGACAGAUUUCAGGACGAGAACUCCGAUGAUGGAUUUCCUCAUCACAUGGACCCAGAGGACGACAGCCAAAGUACCUCCUGUGAUUUUGAGUCUCCGUGCCUCUGGACUUUAUCGAAUCACAGCGACCAAAGUGACUGGACACUGGUGUCGCCACAGCAACCACAAAGGGCACAGGUUGGGAUGACGCCCGCGACUGACCACUCUGAGAAAAGCGCUGAUGGGCACUUCCUCCUCCUAAGCGCGUCCGCUGCUGCCGAGGCCUCUGGGAAAUGCGAGUACCGCCUCACCAGCCCGGUCCUGCCAGGGAGCAACAAGCACUGCACGCUGAAAGUGGCCCUGUUUGAGUCCGAUCCAGCUGUGGGAAACCUAACGCUCCUGAUCAAACCGUUUCUGUUUGACUCGGCUGUUCACGCUGUGGCCCUCAGCCACCGGAGCCAAGAUGCCCACAGGGCUGAGUGGGAAGUGUUGGAGAUUGUGAUUGGCAAAGUGGUGGAGCCCUUCGAGUUGAGCCUGGUCUACUCCUCCUGUUUGUGGGGAAGUGAAGUCACUGUGGCUCUGGACUCGCUGGAGCUCAUAGACUGUGAAUCAGAGCACCAGGAUGCAAUUUGUGGGGAGUAUUUCCACUGCGUUCACUCUGAAGUCUGCAUCGAUCCGAGCCAAGUGUGUAACUUCCACACCGACUGUCCGUACGGAGAGGAUGAAGGCUUCAUCUGUGGUGCUCUUCCAUCUGGCUCGCAUUGUUCGUUUGAACAAGACACAUGUGGCUGGUCUGUGUCCAAGCAGCGCUCGGCCUGGAGGAGGGUCGCUGGAGAAGAGCUUCUGGAGAGAGGAGACAUGCAGGGCACAACCCUGCAGAGCACACCAGGUUACUUCUUAUAUCUGCAAGUGAGAGAGAGUCAAUCUUUACAGGAAGCUUCCGUUCGGAGCGCCACUUUCCCUCCUCCAGUCUCGACAGCUGCCUGCCAGUUACGCUUCUCUCUGUAUAUCCACGGUGACUUCAACGGCUCGUUGUUGGUGGCCAUAGAGGACAAUGGGACAAACACGGUACCACUGGUGUGGGAGAGAAAUGGUCAGCAGGUGGACGACUGGGAGGACGUCGCCCUGCAGUUAACUGGCCUCCAUCACGCGUUCCACAUUCGGGUGACGUCUGUGUGGACACAAGGCUCCAAUGCCGACGUUGCUCUCGACGACAUUGCAGUUGGAGCAGCUUGCUUCAGUACAGAUGUCAACUCUCUGCUGCCCAUGAUUGGAUUGGAGGACAUGUUCAGUCCCCUUCCAGAGCCCUCAGCCUCAGAGGUUUCUCUGAUGACGUGGUGGUUUUACUCGUGCGGUGCCAGUGGCCCUCACGGUCCGACCCAGGCCCAGUGUGACAGCACCUACAGGAACAAAAAUGUCAGUGUCACGGUGGGGAAGGACGGCCCGCUCAAAGGAGUCCAAAUGUGGAGAGUACCUGCCACCAACAGAUACCUGAUCUCUGCUUAUGGGGCUGCAGGAGGCAAAGGAGCCAAAAAUCACAACAAACGCAACCACGGGGUCUUCAUUUCGGCCAUAUUUCCUCUGGAGAAAGGAGAUCUACUUUACAUCUUGGUGGGUCACCAGGGAGAGGACGCAUGCCCGGGGAGAAAUCCCCACACUCAGAAGAUCUGCCUGGGAGAGUGGUCAGUGAUUGAGGAUGACCUCAGGGUAGAGGCUGGAGCUGAGUGGGCUGGGGGAGGAGGUGGAGGAGGUGGAGCGACCUACAUCUUCAAGAUGGAAAACGGCGAGAUGAUUCCCCUGCUGAUCGCAGCAGGCGGAGGAGGGAGCGCUUACCUGGAGGACCCGGAGUCCAGUCUGGACCACAUACCGCUGGAGCAGUACGAGAACAGCACCCUACGUCCCAGCAGCAAUGGUCGGACCGGUGCAGCAGGUGGCGGUGGAGGCUGGAGAGACAGUCCUGGUCCUCACCUGAGAGCGGGCCGCUCUCUGGAGGAGGGUGCAGAGGGUGGGUCGUCGUGUCCACUGGCCCUGUCGAAGCUGGGAUGGUCCACCUUCGGGGGUUUUGGAGGCGGCGGAGGAGCCUGCACAGCUGGAGGUGGUGGAGGAGGAUACAGAGGAGGUGAUGCGACGCUGACGGAUGAGAUCACAGCCGACGGUCAGAGCGGAGUCUCGUUCAUUCAUCCGAUGGGGGAGAUUUUCCUGCAGCCUCUGGCAGCGAUGGAGAGUCAUGGCGAGUGUGAGAUCAAGGUGCAGCUGAACUGCAGCCACUGUCAGACGCAGAGCUGCAAACGCGACGAGGACACUCACCUCAUCCUCUGUCUCUGCGACGAAGACGAAGAUCUGGCCACGUGCGUCGAUGCCGUCGCUCCUCAAGGCCCGGCACCACAGGGCCAGAUGUCCACACUGCUCAUCAUGGCGGUCGUCGUCUCCACCGUCGCGAGCGGCGUCGCGCUGGUCUGUGCCAGCGUCAUCCUCAUGUGGUACCGCAAAAAGAACGACCUGCACGCGGUGAGGGGCCGUCUGCAGAGUCCCGAGUACAAGUUGAGCAAGAUCCGCUCGUCCACCAUCAUGACAGACUACAACCCCAACUACUGCUUUGCGGGGAAGGCUGCCUCGCUCAGCGAGCUCAAGGAAGUGCCGCGCAAGAACAUCACACUUUUCAGAGCUCUCGGCCACGGUGCGUUUGGCGAAGUGUAUGAAGGACAAGUUCUGGGGAUGAGUGGUGAUAACAGUCCCAUGCAGGUGGCCAUAAAGACACUUCCAGAAAUCUGCUCUGAACAGGAUGAGAUGGAUUUCCUGAUGGAGGCACUGAUCAUGAGCAAGUUCAGCCACGACAACAUUGUGCGCUGCAUCGGCGUCAGUCUGAACAUCUUACCGCGCUUCAUCCUGCUGGAGCUGAUGACCGGAGGAGACAUGAAGAGCUUCCUGAGGCAAAACCGGCCGCGAGCUGGACAGACUUCCUCCCUCACCAUGCGGGAGCUGCUGCAAAUGGCUCGAGACAUCGCCUGCGGCUGCCGCUACCUGGAGGAGAACCACUUCAUUCACAGAGACAUCGCUGCCAGAAAUUGCCUGCUCACCUGCCCAGGACCAGACAGAGUGGCUAAAAUUGGGGAUUUUGGCAUGGCACGAGACAUUUACAGAGCCAGUUACUACAGGAAAGGCGGCCGCGCCAUGCUGCCGGUGAAAUGGAUGCCACCAGAGGCGUUUAUGGAGGGAAUCUUCACGUGCAAGACUGACACGUGGUCAUUUGGAGUGCUGCUGUGGGAAAUCCUCUCUCUGGGCUACAUGCCAUAUCCCUGCAAAACCAACCAGGAGGUGCUGGAGUUUGUCACCAGCGGUGGCAGAAUGGAUCCUCCCAAGGGCUGCCCAGGCCCCGUCUAUCGGAUCAUGACCCAGUGUUGGCAGCACUGUCCCGAGCAUCGGCCCAACUUCUCAACCAUCCUGGAGCGAAUUAACUACUGCACUCAGGACCCUGAUGUCAUCAACACACCACUACCAGUGGAAUAUAGUCCCAACACAGAGGAUGACGGUGGCACAGUCAUCCGUCCCUCUGAUCACACCUCCACCAGCCUCACUCCACUCCUGGUGUCCCACCCAGUUUCUCAGGAUUCCUCCUCCCAGCUCGGACUUCCCUCUCUGGACCUACGACCUGCGCCCCUGCCCCCACAGCCCACCAAACCUCGUCUACUCCUCCAGAGAAUCCCGCCUGUCCACCACAAAGUGACGUCCUGCCGUGAGGCGCUGCAGCCAUCCUGGGCGGAGCCUGUUCCGGUCCCUGGUUUGACAGGAGCAGGGAGUCACUGGCUCUACCCGGAGCCUCCACACCACAGACCCUGCUCAAGAAACAGCUCCUCCACGGGGAGCCAGAGGCUGAAGAACAAGACUAAGAAUCUGUGGAACCCCACGUAUGGCUCCUGGGUCUUGGAAAACCUCAGAGGGAAGAAAACACUGGCUCACACUCAGUCCAUGCCACUCUCAAGCUCCGACUCCUCCACCACCACCAACACACCCUGCCACAUAACCUUAGAUAGCAAUGAGGCUGGGUGCAACAGUACCAGCAGCACCCACCUCAGCCCUUCCAGCCUCUGCACUACCUCGACUCAAUCCCAUUCCUUCCAGCCUCAAGCUGCACAGAGUGCGUCCACACAUAAGACCCCAGCCGGUGGGACCACAAAGGCUGGCAUGGACCUGGCAAAGCUUCAGAGUUUCCCCUGUGGCAACGUCAACUACGCCUAUGAUGAGCAAAGCUACGAGGCAGAGAGCCUGCCCCUGGUUAUGUCCAGAGCCUCUGAAGCCGCCACGAACACCGCCUCGGCCCCGAGCGUCUCCUCAGGGCCUGGCCUGGGAUUAGCAACAGGCCUCCAAACCCCGUUAUCUUGUAUGCCAAAACUGCUGCUGAAGCGCCACGCCAGCUACGGACACGAAGAUGUAAAGAGACACGCCAAAGCUGAGAAACCCACGCGUGACAGAGACUCCGGCUUUUCUCUUUCCGAAGACCUCAGCGUUACCCCAAUCUAAGAAAGCGGCUCACUGCAACAGGGAUUUUAGGUUCAUUAAACCGAAAUGUCCUCACAAAACUAAUAUUCGAGCUCUGUAUUUCGAGAACAAAAAGCAUGACCCACAAGGGCUCCGACCCAGUCUCAGAGACAUCACGUGAUAUUAUUAGAGCUCCCGGAAUGCUGGAAAACACACUUAUUAACUUGACACGCACAUAAACACCCUCUGCACUGUGACACACGGAGCCAGUGCUUGACUAUUUCCCCUUGGCUUCUGAUACACCGGUAGCUAAACACUGAAGCUGAAACACUGGAAAACACAGCCCUGCACUUCCUCAAUGGCCACGCUGUUGGUGCAGGCGACCAUACGUAACUGCUUUUAGUUUGACUCUGUUUCUUUUGUUGUGUUCUUGCAGCGUCGAUAGUCGUGUAUUAUGCAUUAUUGUAAAUCAUUGUUUGGAAUUUGUUGUGUUGAGUGUACAGAAACAAAACAAAAAUAACCACUCACUAGAAGAGAAUCUCCAAGAAUGUGAUUUAAUAGAAACCUUUAUGACAGCAGAGAAAAGUCAGAAAAAUUACUUUUGUAGGAAAUAAUGAAACCUUCUUUUGAUUGUGGAAAUAUAGUACGAGGAUUUUUAGGCAUACAUCAGGAGCUUGUAGAGCUAGUUAUGCAAUACUGGUUUGCUUUCAACCCAAAUAAUGUGAAAACACAUCCUCCCAAACUACUGCAAUAACAUGUUUCCUGAGAAUACUGUGCCUCAUCUUUUUGGAUUUCUACUGAAGACGAGGUUGAUUAACGGACGUAAAUAGACGCCUUUAUCGCUCCUCUUCGGUCCAUUGGCUUCUGGUUGAACAUGUUGAAGUGGUAAGCUACAAAACAAUAUUCUGAUGUCUGUGUCCGUUGUUUAUUCAGUUUUGAUGCGUCGCAUUCCUGAGAAGUCGGGGAAAAAAAACCCUCUCGCGUCUGUACUGUGACUACGAAAGCUACAGCUAGCGGUCACUUUGAUUAGCAUAAGAAAAGACGAGACAUAAAUGGAACCAGUAGCAAAAUAUGUACCAGCACCUUUUAAAGGCACAUUAAUUCAUGAAUUGAAACGUUAUUCUGUCCUUUUGUUCGACAAAAACUAAAACUUGGGGGGUUAACAAGGUGUGUACCGUGUUUUUAGUUGUUGUGCUAAGCUACAUGGAAUGCUAGCUGUGCUAGCCAUAUAGUGUGUGUACAGACAGGGUGGUGGUAUAUCAUUCUUUUCAUUUAACUCCAUAAGAAUGAAAGCAAUUAUAUUGUUUAACAAUUUUUUUAGGCGUUGAGUAUUUUUUGACUCUUGUCUCCCUUGUUGUGGUUUAAAAUCUCUGUGUGGAUGAUGUGUUUGAAUAUUUGUAAGAGAAAAAAAAGAAGGAAAAAAGUCGAGUUUCCCCCCAAACUACAUACAUUUAAUUUGACUUAAUUUGCAUGUUUUAGAUUAUUUUCGUCUCCCAUGUAACAAUAUUUACUUGGACUGAAUGGGGUUUCAUUAAUUUACAAAAAUAGACUUUGACAAUGACCGUGCAAGCUGUGAAAUUAUUGCUAUCGCUAUUUUUAUACUCGCCUGUGACAAUGGACUAACCUAUUUGUAGCCGUCUUGUCAUUCAUUUGACUUUUUUUAUU